AUGACGACCAGCUGGAAACCUCACGGCGGAUAUUUGGACAAGCAGGUCGCCAUUGUGGACGGCACCACAGGAGCACAGCGAACCUUUGCAGAUCAUCACAAAACAAUUGGAGGUCUAGCUGCUGCUUUACGGGAUGAUAUGGAUAUUCAGGAGACAGACUGCGUUGCCUUGUACUGUCCAAACCAUGUCGACUAUUUACCGACAGCACUGGCCGUUUCCUUGACAGGAGCCAAGCUGACACCCAUCAAUCCACUGUAUACCCAACAUGAACUCGGAACCAUUCUAGAACGCAGCCGUAGUUCGGUACUCAUAACGCACCACCGGCUGUUGGAUGUGGCACUCCAGUCGGCAAGCCAAAGCAAGUUUGUGAAACAUGUGAUUGUGCUCACGGACCACGGCGAGGCCAUUCCAGAAGGGACAAUCCACUUGGACAGUCUGCGGAAUCAUCCGCAAACUCUGCAUUGUACGGUUGCGCAAGUGCACAAACAAACAGACACGCAUCCUUUCUUACUGCCCUACUCGUCAGGUACGACUGGACUGCCCAAGGGUGUUUGCCUAAGUCACCGCAACUUGGUCGCCAACCUACUACAGUACGAUGAAGUCGAAGGUAUUAUCUUUGCUCCCGAUCAAAAGGUGAUAUCACCGCUACCAUUCUUUCAUAUUUAUGGCUUCUUGGCAUCACUGUUAUACUCGGCCUACAAGGGCAUUACACUGGUGACAACUUCAGGUCGCUUUGAUUUGGAGGAAUUUUGCAAACUUGUGGAACAACACAGACCAUCCAGAGCCCAUCUCGUCCCACCCAUUCUCAUUGGGCUGGGCAAAAGUCCGGUGGUUGACCAGUAUGACUGCUCAUCAAUUCGCGUAAUUUCGAGUGCGGCAGCGCCCAUGGGUCCCGAAACCGAAGACGCCGUUCAGAAACGUUUGCAAUGUACGGUCAAACAAGCCUGGGGCAUGUCGGAGUUAUCUCCGCUUGGUACCGUUAAUUCGGAUUUCAAUACCAAGUCAGGCAGUGUGGGACCACCUGUUUCUUCUACGUACGCGAAAAUUGUGGACAAGCACGGAUACAGCCUGGGGCCGCACCAGACAGGUGAACUGCUCAUCAAAGGACCACAAGUCAUGAUGGGCUACUUGGACGAUCCGGAAAAGACGGCCGAGUGUUUGACGGAAUCGGGAUGGUUACGGACGGGCGAUGUAGCGUACUAUGAUGAGGAAGGUUUCUUCUUUAUUACCGAUCGCAUCAAGGAACUUAUCAAAGUACGGGGCUACCAGGUCGCUCCUGCAGAAUUGGAGGCACUAUUGUUGACGCACGAGGCGGUCAACGAUACCGCCGUCAUCCAGGUGGAAGACGAGUCGGCUGGUGAAUUGCCGCGUGCGUACAUUGUUUUAGAAAACAAUGAAGGUUCACAAGCCACGACCGCAACCGUUAUCUACGAGUGGGUCAAGGAGCGAGUUGCGCCGUACAAACGUUUGGAUGGCGGCAUUGAAUUUGUAGACGCCAUUCCUAAAUCAGCGAGCGGUAAAACAUUGCGGCGAAUUUUGCGAGAUCGAGUCAAGGCAGCUACGGACCUAUGA
Phaeodactylum tricornutum CCAP 1055/1 is the source of this 1572-nucleotide messenger RNA. It is a transcript of the gene CCL1, whose product is annotated as coumaryl-coa ligase. The record is from RefSeq and is a predicted model, not a curated record. Gene Ontology annotation, molecular function: CoA-ligase activity. The transcript has a single exon. The coding region runs from base 1 to 1572 and encodes 523 amino acids. NCBI's taxonomy places the organism in Eukaryota, Bacillariophyta, Bacillariophyceae, Surirellales, Neidiaceae.